Molecule: messenger RNA, 3267 nt
Organism: Plasmodium berghei ANKA
Lineage: Eukaryota; Apicomplexa; Aconoidasida; Haemosporida; Plasmodiidae
Product: rhoptry protein ROP14, putative
Exons: 4
Coding region: 1-3267 (1088 amino acids)
Biological process (GO): protein maturation
Cellular component (GO): endoplasmic reticulum membrane
Source: RefSeq, a predicted model, not a curated record
AUGGAUGAUGACUUUAGAGACCCAACCAAGCUUAUGAUUAACAGUAAAGAAAUAGAUAAAGUUAAAGCAUUUGCUAAAAUAAAAAAUAGUAUAAACAAUAUUUUCAAACAAAUAUUUUGCAAUGAUAAUAAUAAUUCUUAUAUAUAUAAAGUAAAGGACAUUGAAUCAACAUUUUGGUGUUCGCAAAUUAUAUAUACUCGAAUAGUGUUAUUGGCUUGUUUUUUUUCCUUUGUUGUUUCAUGGAAACAGAAUGCGGCUUUAAUAGGAGAAAAUGGAUUAACUCCAGCAAAGGAAUUUGUAGAAAACAUAUUUGAAGAAUUAAAAAACUCUGAUUUAUGGACAAAAAUCCAAAAUUUUCAUUCCCUUUUUUGGUUUAUUCCAACAACCGAUUUUGCGAUAAAUUUGUUGGCAAUUUUAGGAAUGAUAUUAAGUGCAGGGGCUCUAUUAUUCAAUUAUAUAAACGUAGUUAGUGUAUUGUUGAUAUAUAUAUUUCUACAAAGCAUUUAUAGCAUAGGGAAUGUGUGGUUUAAUUAUGUAUUUGAAAUCGAGCUAUUAGAAUUAGUUUUUCUUUGUUUAUUUAUAGUCCCAUUAAAUAAAAAUCCUUUGAAAAGCCAAUAUUCAACAACAUUUUUAAUAAAGUAUGUCUGCCGUUUUUUUGUUUUUAAAGUUUUAAUAGGAACUAGUUUAAUCAGAUUUAGAAAUACUAAUAUAUGGGGGAAAUUAGAAGGGAAAUAUUAUUUAUAUGAAACUCAACCAUUACCAACAAUAAUAUCUUAUUUCUUUCAUACAUAUAAAUUUUUGAGCAAAUGUGAUAAUUUAUUUUGUAUAUUAUGUGAAUGUGUAUUUUCAUUUUUUCUUUUAUUUCCAAUAAGAUCGUUUCGAAUAAUAGGAGGUACAUUAAUAUUUUUUUAUUGUAUUCUUAAUUUUAUAAAUCAAAAUUCUUAUCUUUUUUAUUUUCUACUUUUAGCACCAUUGAUGUAUUGUUUUGAUGAUAAAAUAUUAUUACAUUUUUUUUUCAAAUCGAAAAAAAAUAAAAUAAUAAAUGUUAUUAUAGACAAAAUUAAGAAUAAACACAAAAGUAGACGAUACUUUAAAACCUUUGAUAUUUUUUAUUUUAUGGGAAUGACUGAGGAUGAAAUAUAUAACAUGUACGAUUCAUAUUUUAAUAUAAAUUAUAUAAAUAGCCAAAAUGGAUUAAAUACAACACAAAAAAAUAAUAUUGAAAAUUCUGAUGAUGAUGAAGAAGAUGAGAAAGAAAGUGGGGAAUAUGAUUAUAAUGAUGACGAAAAAGUAUUUUUAAAAUAUGGUAAUUCACAAAAAAAUGAUAUUUAUUUUAAUAAAAAAAAUAAAAAUAAUAAUAGUUUUUUUCAAGAUAUAAAAAAAGAUAUAUAUAAUAUUUACAACUGGAUAUUCAAACAAAAGGGUUUAAGUUAUAUAUUAAUAAGCUAUAAUAUUUCUAAAGACGUUUUUAUUAAUAUUGUCGGAUCUUUAGUUAUUUUUUUAUUUAAUUGUAUAGCUGUGUGUUUGAUCAAAAUAUAUAAUAAUAUUGAUUUGUAUGAAGAUAAAGUUAUAAUUGUUAUCUCUAUACUGUUCAUAACUUAUUUCAGUCUUUUGUUAAUUUAUUCAUUAUAUUUAUUCUUAUUUACAAAAAAUUAUAUAGCCCAUUUUAUAAGCCAAAUGAGCUUAUUAUUAUCAACAUUAUUGAUUUAUUCAUAUAAAAUAUUUCCAGAUGGUUUUACAGAUAAAUAUUAUUCAUCUUUGUUUCUAUUUCAGUUAUUAUGUUUACUUAUAUUAUCUGUGUUUUAUUUAAACAAUAAAAAAUUUAUAUAUAAAUACUUAUCACAAUAUUGUUAUCUUAUUUUAUUUACACAUUUUAUUUAUUCAUUUCUACAAAAUAUUUUAUCCCCUAAUCAAAUCAUGAAUAAAGCCAUAAACAAUUUUGAGUUUAUGAAUAUAUAUGGAUCCUUUGGUCAAAUAAAUAAAACAAGACAUGAAAUAAUUAUACAAGGAACUAAUACAAAAGAAAUAAAUAAUAACACAAUAUGGGAAAAUAUUGAAUUUAAUUGUAAACCUGAUAAUAAUAUAAAAAGUUUAUGUUUCCCUGUUAAAUUUGUUUAUGGGUUCAUACCUAUUAUAUAUAUUGAUAGACUAGAUUGGCAUUUUAGUUCAUUGGCAUAUCAAAAUGAUAAAAAUAUUUUAGAAUAUAAAUGGUUUAAAACAUUUUUAGUUAAAUUAUCACAAAAUGAUAAACAAAUUAAUUCUUUACUUUACAAAAAUCCAUUUAAUUCCAAUGAUAAUAAUAAUUUAGAAACUACAAUUUCUUUAAAAGUUUUAAAUGCAGUAUAUAAAUUUUCUCACAAAAAAGGACCUGAAUGGUGGAACGUAUCUUCUUCUGAUACAAUAGUUGAACCCAAAGAUAUUCCAUCUGAGGAAUUAGACACAAAAAGUAAAAAAAAAAAAAAAUCUACAGCUAGCUUAAUAUUCUUUGAUAACAAAUAUAAUGACAGUAUAGGAAAUCAAGAAAAAAAAAAUAAUUCAAAAAAAGAAACGAAUUAUAUGUUACGCCAAAAUAAUCGAGAUACACAAACAAAAUUUCAAAAAGCGACAGAAACAAAUAAUGAUGAAAAAAAAAAAAAAAAUUACUCAACCAAAAUAAAGGAAAACAACCAAAAUAAUAAUCAAAAAUUUUUAGCUAGCCAAAUAAAUAAACAAAUAAGAGGACAUAUAUUAUUACCACAAAUUUCUAAAAAUAAUGUGUAUUUAAAAAAUGACACAAUGGUUAAUAAAAUAAAUAAUAUUUUGAAUCAGUAUUCACCUAGUUUGCUAAAAAUACAAACAGCUAGCGAAUUUUACGACCCUAUAAAAAAUAUAAAAUAUUAUGACCAUUCAGGUAAAUUUGGAAAUAAAAAAUACAAAUUUUAUAAACCAAAUGUAGAAAAAAAUACAAUAGAAGAAAAUGUAAAUUAUUUUAAAGAAAAAUUAAGUGAUAAAAAUUUUGAAAUAACAGAUACAUUAAAAAAAACAAUAGACAAUGCUAUUAAUAGCUCUUAUGAUAGUUUUGAUUCCUUGAAUUAUUAUUCAGAUAAAAUAAAUAAGUUGGGUAUGUUGGAAAAUUACAAUAAUCAAAAUAAAUUAAUUCCGAAUUAUAUUUUUCAAGAAAAUACUCUUAUAAACCAGCCUCAAAAUAAUGGAAAUGAUGAUGGAGUUUACUUAAUUGAAGCUAUUUCGGAAAAUAUUGGUGAAGAUGAUACACAAAAAAAUUUUUGA